AGAGAAUCUGAGAGUCUUGAGAAAUGACACCUGUGUGGCUCCUGGGUGUGAUCCUCGCUGGCUUUUUCCAGGCUCCGACUGAUGGAGUUUCAGCAGAUAAUCCUUUGGCAGACAUUACCUUAAGAAGCUUCAAUAAUUUGGAUGCCGAAGUUAUUGCAAAACGAAACUACUUUCCAAACUGUGGCCCUAUUCCUCAUGUUCGCUAUGCAAAAUUUAAACUUCUAAGAACAUCAGUGAGGUAUACUUGUGAUUCUGGAUACACAUUGAUAGGACCAAACAUAAUAUACUGUCAGAAUGGAAAUUGGGAUCAUGAACUACCAAUGUGUCAAGCACAACCUAAAUUCAAACCGGGACCCCCAGGUGAUAAAGGUGAGCAUGGACCAAUAGGACCCCCCGGUGAUAAAGGCAACAGUGGGCCAAUAGGUCCUCAAGGUGAAAAUGGUCCUCAUGGAUUUAAAGGAUCAAAAGGUGAAAUUGGGUUCCCUGGACCAAAUGGUCAAACAGGUAUUCCUGGGGACACUGGACUACCUGGACCACAAGGUAAUCCAGGUCUAUUUGGGGAAAAUGGUGAUAAAGGUUCCAAAGGUGACAAUGGCAUUCCAGGAAUACCUGGUUCAAAAGGUGACAAUGGACUAAGAGGAGCCCAAGGAGAGACCGGCUACAUAGGACAAAUGGGACCUCCAGGAAAUAUUAUUUUACCAGUGAGAUCUGCUUUCUGUGUCAAACUUACCAGCGCCAGUCCAAACUGUAACACCCCAAUUCUAUUCAACGAAGUUCUCUACAACGGUCAAGGAGAUUAUGAUCCUGUCACAGGCAUUUUCACUGCCAGCAUUGCUGGGGUGUAUGCCUUUGAAUAUUUCUGUGAGGUGUAUACAAAAAAUGCACUAGUUGUAUUAGUACUAAAUGGUAAAGUUGUCAUUAGCACAUAUCAGUCCUAUUACUCAUUUUAUGAAAUUUUAUCUGGAGGAGCAAUACUUAGGUUGUGUGUUGGUGAUAAAGUAUGGCUGGAAACUCAACAGUCAAACAAUGGGUUAGCAAUUGGAAGUUAUUUCAUGGGAUACCUAAAGCAUUGCAAAAUGACACCUGUGUGGCUCCUGGGUGUGAUCCUCGCUGGCUUUUUCCAGGCUCCGACUGAUGGAGUUUCAGCAGGUAUUCAGCAAAGCAUUGAUCUUAUGGAGAGAGGGUAUCUGAGCAGCAACCAAUUACCUGCAGUACAAGCAAUCAAGCCCCUCAACAGUGGUCUUCAGAAACGAGCACACAUGAUAGAUUGUGGCCCUGCUCCUCUGGUUAAACAUGGGCACAGUAUUAUUCUUGUUCGUGGAUAUGCAGUGAAGUUCACCUGUAACUCUGGAUUUAUACUGAUUGGUCCAGCCCAAAUAAUAUGUUUGCCAAAUUGUCAAUGGGACAAACCACCAGUCUGCCAAUCUUUUACAUAUCCAAAAGGACCGAAAGGAGAGCAAGGUGAUCCAGGAUCAAGAGGAAUGCCUGGUGAGCCCGGUGAUGAAGGGUUCAGGGGAGUAUCAGGCAAUACAGGAUCACCUGGUCUAAGAGGACAAAAAGGUGACAAUGGCUGGAAUGGAGUACCUGGGUCAAAAGGUUUACCAGGCUUCACAGGACCAAUGGGACCAAAAGGUUAUAUGGGUAUGAAUGGAAUGCCAGGUCAAGAUGGUGACCCAGGUGAUUUUGGGCAAACAGGGAUUCCAGGAUUAAUGGGCAACACUGGACCAAAAGGAGAAGUAGGACUUCCAGGUCCUAUUGGAUCAAUGGGACCUCCAGCAGAUCUUAGUUCUUUAGCUCAAUCUGCCUUCUGUGUAAAUCUUUGCAACAACCAACCACCAACUAACUCAAUAAUUAUAUUUCAAAAUGUGAUCUACAAUGACCAAGGAGAUUUCAAUAUGAAUACCGGUCAGUUCAUAGCCCGCAUUUCAGGCGUGUAUUUCUUUAAGUAUAUCUGUGAAGUGUUCACAACCAAUGCAUAUAUUGUAUUAAAACGAAAUGAUGACAUUAUUGUUAAAUCUUUCCAGUCAUAUCAUGAUACUUAUGAAAUGUUAAGUGGCGGUUGCAUUAUUCAACUGAAUUGUGGUGAUAAAGUCUACUUGGAAGCUUUAAAAUCGCAGAACGGCAUCACAAAAUUUAGUUACUUUAUGGGAUUUUUGAUCUUUCCAUGUUCAUAGGAUUGUAUCAGACAGAGUCAUAAUUUUAUGUUUCUUGUGUAUCUACUCUAAUAUUCUU
Molecule: messenger RNA, 2232 nt
Organism: Callorhinchus milii (elephant shark)
Lineage: Eukaryota; Metazoa; Chordata; Chondrichthyes; Chimaeriformes; Callorhinchidae
Exons: 11
Coding region: 24-2174 (716 amino acids)
Molecular function (GO): protein binding
Source: RefSeq, a predicted model, not a curated record